Lasiosphaeria miniovina is the source of this 1756-nucleotide messenger RNA. RefSeq names its product myosin-like coiled-coil protein-domain-containing protein. Lineage: Eukaryota; Fungi; Ascomycota; Sordariomycetes; Sordariales; Lasiosphaeriaceae. The transcript has 5 exons. Gene Ontology annotation, molecular function: syntaxin binding. The coding region runs from base 116 to 1594 and encodes 492 amino acids. The record is from RefSeq and is a predicted model, not a curated record.
AAACACCACACGCCAUAGGAAAACAGCGGUAGGGAACGAUUCGCAAUCUUAGACGUCGGUCGAAUCGAGUUCUUUCUCACGCAGCUUGUUUGCAGGCCGCGCUUUGCAGCAUAGAAUGUCAACCGCCAACCCUCUCGUGACCUCGGCCACGGCGGCCCCUCGACCUGCGACACCGAUAGCCAAUGGAGUCGCAACCCACGCUGUGCCCGACCUAGCCGCGACGAAUUCAAAUGGCCUUCAACCCCACGAGAGCCGUCCGGCCCCGGCACCUCCCGCACCAGCGGCCGGCAAGAAGGGGAAGCAGAAAAAGGCGACCGAACCGAACGAAGCGUCCAAGCUAAUCGCAGCGAGAAUCUCGCAGCUCGAGCUAGAUGCCGCCGGCGAGAAGGACCAGGAAGCCGAAAUUGAACGGGAGGUGAAGAAGGCGAACCGGGAAUUGCACAGCCAAACGUCACGCAUGAGCGAUAUCCAGAAGAUUGACCAUCUCACCAAACGAUGUUCUGAUCUACUGUCCGAGAUGAAGCGGCAUGAGCGCGAGAGCAUCAAGAACAAGAAGCGAGGCGACCAGCUGCAGAAGGACAAGGACAACAGUCGCAACGAACUGAACAAGACGACGUCUCUGAAGGAAAAACUUGAAAAGCUUUGCCGCGAGCUCCAAAAAGAGAACAAUAAGCUAAAGAAUGAGAACAAAACGCUCUCCGACACGCAGGUUAGGAGCCAGAAUUCCUGGGAUGAAAGAUACUCGGGUAUCAUGAGACACAUGGACGACUUCCAGGAGGAGAAGGACAAUCCUCGGAAACAGGUCGUCGAUAUGGAGAUGGAUGAAUUCUUCCGCCAGCGGUUCAAAUCCUUGAUUGAGCAGUAUGAGAUCCGAGAACUGCACUUCCACUCGCAGAUGCGCACCAAGGAGCUCGAGGUCCAGUUCAACUUAGCCAAGUUCGAACGCGAGAAGAAGAACUACGACGCCGAGGUUGCCCGUUCGAGGCAGCUUAAUGCCCAGGUUCAGACAUUUUCAAAGACUGAGAACGAGCUGAGGCAGCAACUCAACGUCUACGUCGACAAGUUCAAGCAGGUGGAGGACACGCUCAAUAAUAGCAACGACCUCUUUCUCACCUUUCGCAAAGAAAUGGAGGACAUGUCCAAGAAGACAAAGCGCCUGGAGCGGGAGAACGAAAACCUCAAGAGGAAGCACGAGCAGGUGAAUGGGAACAUCCUCAAGAUGGCCGAGGAAAGGAACAAGAACCUGCACGAGAUCGAGGAUCUCAAGAAGAAGCUCGACAAGCUCAACGGCAUCAUCAAGCAGAUGCAGCAGCAGGGCCGCGGCAUCCAGCAGGGGAUGGCAACCCCGGUCGAGAACGGCUACGCCGGUGCCGAGGGGGGUCUCGAGGGGGACGAGAGCGAGUACGAGGACGAGUACGACGAGGGAGAAGAUGAGGAAGUGAGCGACGAGGGUGAUGAGUACGACGACGAGACAGAGGAUGAGCUGCACCAGCAGCAGCCUCAGCCUCAAGCGUACGGGCCCGAAAGGCCACCACCCGCGACGGCCGUCACUGCCACUGCCACUCCUACCCCCACGGUCAAUGGCCAUCAUUAGAGCUCUAUAUGGUGCAAAGAUGUAGCGACGCGCUGUGGCAUUUUUCUUGGCUCGAGGUUUGUAGACCGACCCCGGUACCCCCUUGCAGUCAGAAAGCUAUAGCAGCAAAUUGGGCCAUCGUCGUCCCCUUGUCCCAUUUUGUAUUGACCGGUAUUGCAAGUU